CAUUUACUAAUUAAAAUACAAUGUUGAAUUUGUUUAAUGUAAACAUCCUAUAUGUUCUCGGCAAAGAUCUAUUGGCGGGCAAAUUACAACCUGUACGCGUUGUGUUCGAAUACUACAGUGCCUUCACGAAUAACAUCGUUAUUUCUUUAGUGUUUAUAUUAUAAUAAUGUUUUUAAAGAAACUGUAUAAACCAUAAUAUUAUUUCUAUUUUAUGUAAUUGAUAAUUGUGCAGCAUGACGAGUUUGCAGAAUACCGGGAGAUACCGGGCAAGUCGUUUCAAUGUAAAGAAUGAUCAAAAUCAAGAAGGAAAUCCAUCAGGUGAUGCUUCGGGGGGUAGACUGAAUGAAGCCAAUGAAAAUAUCAGAGUAGAUGGAUUAUAUGGAUUUCAGAGGGUAACAGACAUUAAAGAGAGAAUAGGAUUUCUUAUUAACAUGCAUGCAACAGAAAUUAUAGAAGACGAUAAAAGAUUGUUCAGUGGAGUAGAUUAUUACUUCCUUGAAGAAGACUGCACUAGAUUUAAGGUUUCUUAUCCUUAUUGUCCAUAUUUUUAUAUUUUAUGCAGAAAGGAUACAUAUGAAGAAGUAUCCACCGGCUUAAAUAAAAAAUAUGGUGGGCUUAUACAUAAAUUGGAAACACUUUACAAAGAAGAUCUUGACUUACCAAAUCAUUUAAUUGGAUUACAACAAAAAUAUCUUAAACUGUCUUUCUUAAGUACAGUAGACUUGAUUAAAGUAAGACGUGAUAUAAUGAAAGCUGUAAAAAUUAAUAAGGAGAGGGAAAAAGGUCAUACUUAUUACACAGAUAUGUUGUCAAGUGUGUUAAAUAAAGAUUUGGAGACUGGAAAUCCCAAAAAACAAACCAUAGAUUUUACAGAUAAUAUUCUUGAUAUUAGAGAAUACGAUGUACCUCAUCAUGUAAGGGUGUCCAUAGACAUGAAAAUCUUUUGCGGUAAUUGGUAUUCUGUAAAAACAAGAGGAAAUGAGGUACCAAUUAUAACUAGGAGAGAAGAUAUCAUUGAACCAAUAGAGCCAAUUGUGCUAGCAUAUGAUAUUGAAACUACAAAGCUACCUUUGAAAUUUCCAGAUGCUAACACUGAUCAGAUAAUGAUGAUAUCCUAUAUGAUUGAUGGACAGGGAUACUUAAUAACAAACAGAGAAAUUAUAUCAAAAGAUAUUGAUAGCUUUGAGUAUACACCAAAACCAGAAUUUGAAGGAUACUUCACAGUUUUCAAUGAACCCAAUGAAAAAGCUACAAUUAAAAAAUUUUUUGAACAUAUAAACGAAAUUCGGCCACAUAUAUUCGUCACAUACAAUGGAGACUUUUUUGAUUGGCCAUUUGUAGAAACUAGAGCAGCUAUCCAUAAUAUGGAAAUGAAAGACGCCAUUGGGUUCUCAAAAAAUCGUGAUGGAGUUUAUUAUAGUAGGCCAGCUAUGCAUAUGGAUUGCUUAUGCUGGGUAAGACGGGACUCAUACUUACCUGUAGGCUCUCAAAAUUUGAAAGCUGUUGCAAAAGCAAAACUUAGAUAUGAUCCUGUGGAACUAGAUCCUGAAGAAAUGUGCAGAUUGGCAUCUGAGGAGCCAGAAACCCUUGCAAAUUAUUCAGUUUCCGAUGCGGUUGCAACAUAUUAUUUGUACCAAAAAUAUGUUCAUCCUUUUAUAUUUGCCUUGUGCACUAUAAUCCCUAUGGAACCAGAUGAGGUACUUAGGAAGGGAUCUGGGACAUUGUGCGAAUCCCUUUUAAUGGUGCAAGCCUACCAAGCUAACAUUAUAUUUCCUAACAAGCAAGAGACAGAACUAACCAAAUUUACAAGAGACGGUCAUCUGCUGGAUUCAGAAACCUACGUUGGAGGACACGUAGAAGCCCUCGAAUCUGGCGUAUUCAGGGCCGAUAUUCCUUGUCGUUUCAAAAUAGUACCGAGUGCAGUAGAGAAGCUAAUAAAUGGUGUUGAAAAUGCCCUAAAGCAUGCUCUGCAGGAAGAGGAAAAAGUUCCAAUGGAUAUGGUUACAAAUUUUGAUGAAGUAGUUGAGGAGAUCAAGGGAAAGCUAGAAUCUCUAAGAAGUCAGCCACUAAGAUUGGAAAAUCCUGUGAUCUACCACUUAGAUGUCGGUGCCAUGUAUCCUAAUAUUAUUUUAACCAAUCGUCUUCAACCGUCCGCAAUCGUGGAUGAGACAAUUUGCGCCGCGUGUGAUUAUAACAAACCAGGAGCUCUUUGUCAAAGAAAUAUGCAAUGGAUGUGGAGAGGAGAAUAUUUGGCUGCAAGUUUAAGCGAAUAUCAGAGAAUGCAGCAGCAAUUGGAAACUGAGAAAUUUCCACCACAAUUUCCUGGCGGUAAUCGACGAGCUUAUCAUGAACUAUCUAAACUGGAACAGGCAGCAUUCGAGAAGAAACGACUCUCAGAAUAUUGUAAAAAAGCCUAUAAAAAAGUUAAAGUGACGCGAAUGGAAGAGAGGACGCAAACAAUUUGCCAAAAAGAGAACUCUUUUUACGUUGAUACUGUCAGAGCGUUCAGAGAUAGGAGAUACGAGUACAAAGCGCUUACGAAAGUUGCUAAGCAACAAGUAGCCGCAGCGGUAGCAAAAGGGGAUGCAAGUGAUAUUAAGUCUGCAAAAAAUCGAGAAGUACUCUACGAUUCAUUACAACUCGCUCACAAGUGUAUUUUAAAUUCCUUCUACGGAUACGUUAUGAGAAAAGGAUCCCGAUGGUUCAGCAUGGAAAUGGGAGGAAUAGUAUGUUACACAGGGGCACACAUUAUCAUGAAAGCCAGAGAAAUCAUAGAGCAAGUUGGACGACCCUUAGAAUUGGAUACUGACGGAAUUUGGUGUGUGUUACCCGCGUCUUUUCCUGAUAACGUGAUAGUACAUACCACUCAUCCAAAAAAGUCGAGACUCACGCUAUCUUAUCCUAACGCUGUCUUAAAUUUUAUGGUGAAAGAUCAAUUCACUAACGACGCCUAUCACGAGCUCGUGAAUCCUGAUACUUUCACUUACAAAGUCAGAAACGAGAAUUCUAUUUUCUUUGAGGUAGAUGGACCAUAUUUGGCUAUGGUAUUACCCGCGGCAAAGGAAGAGGGGAAGAAAUUAAAAAAACGAUACGCCGUAUUCAAUUUUGAUGGUUCUUUAGCUGAAUUGAAAGGGUUCGAAGUAAAACGAAGAGGUGAACUUCAAUUAAUUAAAAUCUUUCAGACCUCUGUCUUUGAAUCCUUCCUGAAAGGAAACACAUUGGAGGAAUGUUACGCAUCCGUGGCUAAAGACGCAGAUUAUUGGCUUGACGUUCUUUACAGCAAAUGCGCUGACAUGCCAGACGCGGAAUUGUUUGAGUUGAUAUCCGAAAAUAAAUCGAUGUCGCGUAAAUUGGAGGAUUACGGGGCACAAAAGUCUACGUCCAUAUCCACGGCCAAGAGAUUGGCUGAGUUUCUAGGUGAUCAAAUGGUGAAGGAUGCUGGGCUAGCAUGUAAAUAUAUCAUUGCUAAUAAGCCGCACGGUGCACCGGUCACUGAGCGAGCAAUACCAUUGGCAAUCUUUCAAUCAGAACCGGCAAUCAGAAGACAUUAUCUGCGCAAAUGGUUAAAGGAUCCAGGUUUGCAAACCGAUGAUAUUAGACAAAUCUUGGACUGGGGUUACUACAUAGAACGGCUUGGUAGUGCUAUUCAGAAGAUCAUUACCAUUCCGGCUGCGAUACAAGGGAUUUCCAAUCCGGUACCUAGAGUGAAGCAUCCAGACUGGUUGCACAAAAAGAUAAUGGAGAAGAGUGUGACACACAGACAGAAGAAGAUUACAGAUAUAUUCUCAGUAGUGUCAAAAAAUGUGAGAGGAGAGAGCGACAAUGACGAGGAGGUUGAUGACGAGGACGGCCAAGAAGCAGGACCAUCUGAACCACGGGAUAUUGAAGAUCUGACAGAUAGAGGACAUCCAUUCAAGCGACCUUUGCCGAUAGUGCAUAAAAGAAAAAGACCUUUGGAGAACGAGGAAGAACAGGAUAAGAAUAAAAGCUGGAAGGAAGUUUUAGGUUCGCCACCACCAAUGGGAACAACGAAGGAGGAAAGACUCAAAUGGUUAGAUUUUCAUAAACAGAAAUGGGCUUACCAAGCGAAACAGAGAAUUGAACAUCAACAGAGUAAGAAGAGUAAGAGGUCUAUGAACGACAAGGAACAAGUCAGCUGGGGUGUUGCAAGAAAUACCGAGACGAAUACUUUGGGCGGUUUCUUAAGAAAGGCUCAAAAGAAAUUGCUCACCUCAGCCUGGCAAAUUGUUCAAAUAUUCCCAACUAAUGAGCCUGGUUUGUUCAGAUUGUGGGUGCUGGUUGACCAUGAUCUCCACUCAUUACGUCUCAUAAUACCUCGCAUAUUUUAUGUUAAUACGCGGACACCGAGACCAGAUCCAGAACCUGGUCAAAACGUAACUUGGAUGAAAAGUUCGAAAGUUUUACCUCGAUCACGACCAAUACAUAACUUGUAUCGUUACUCUGUCCCAGAAGCUCUGUACCAAGUGCAUAGUCAAGAGUUGCUGGAAGAUUUGAGUAAACCAGAUAUCGAGGGAAUAUAUGAGACGCAAAUGUCAUUAGAAUUCAGAGCAAUACUUGAAUUAGGAUGCGUUUGCACGGUGGAUCCCAAGGCAGCGAGAAAAAUGGCCGAUGGCGCGGAUACAUUCACCUUAGAUCAACUGGAAUACAAAAGUAUUGCUGUGCAACCGUAUCUUCCAGAUGUUCAUAAAAUUAAUUACAUUUUUCUAUACCAUCACUGGAGCUCCAAUCACCAGAGAGCAUUCUGGGGACUCUUUCUAAAUGCAAGUAAAAGAGUUCAUAUCUUUGUCUUGGACUCGGUAUCAUCGAAUCAGAUGCCUAAUAUGAAUUCACUAUAUAGCCAAGAACGAAACACUGUUAUAUCCAUGAACGGAGAAGACAAGAUAAAAGCUUUACCAGAAUCGAUGCAAUUCGUUUUAAGAUUUGAAACAAGUUUCCAACAGGUCUGCCGUGUUCUACAAGCAGCCAUAACAGCAUAUAAAAACGAGGGACACGAUGCGACAGUAUUUAUUGUUCAAACUGCUCUAGACAAAACAACACUCACAACUCAGAUGCCAUUACUUAAUGAUUUUCCGUUAAUCAACACCCACGUUCAAGAUAUUGAAGAUUUGUACAACACAAUCGAGUGGCAGAAAGUAGGUGCAAAAAUAAUGAUUCGACAUUAUUUCAAGAGUCAACAAAUUCUUGAAUUAAUGGCAGAACAAUGCCGGUUCUUCCACGCACCUAUUGGAAACAUUCCUGCAGAUCCUACACUCUUUGGUGCAGAUUUGUUUUUUGCUAGGCACUUGCAGAAACAUAACUUCGUAUUAUGGUGUUCUACUACAGAAAAACCAGAUUUAGGAGGCAGCGAGAAUGAUGAUAAUAGAUUAUUGGUAGACUUUGAAGAGAGCUCCCACUGUGCUACAAACAACUCAGGAACUUAUUCCAGUGUAUGCAUUGAACUGGAGAUAGACAGUUUGGCUGUAAAUACCUUGCUACAAUAUCAUCACAUUCAUGAUAUUGAUGGAACAAGUUCCUUUGUUGCAUUUCAUAAUCAACAAAUGGCAUCUGUUCAAGAUCUAGCAACGGGUGAUCCUAUGGCAAAUGUAAUUCCCAGUUAUGAUGAAACUGCUCUUUGCAGUCCUGCUUUCAGAGCACUGAGGGGUAUGGUUAACGCAUGGCUACUGGACGUUUCAGUUUACAAAAAUGUAUUUGCAGAUUAUCAGAUUAUUCACUUCUAUAGAUGGCUGCGUUCACCUAAUGCAUUGCUUUAUGAUCCAGCUUUGACACGAACACUGCACAAUUACAUGAAAAAACUAUUUAUACAAUUAUUGGCAGAGUUUAAAACAUUGGGUUCCAUUAUUAUUUUCGCCAAUUUUAAUAAAAUCAUUGUAUGCACCAAGAAAAGGACAGUCAACGAUGCAUUGGGUUACAUGGAAUUUGUCGUUCAAACGAUACGUAACAAGGAAAUAUUUCAUAGUAUCGAAAUCACAUAUGAGCAGUGCUGGGAGUAUUUGAUAUGGCUUGAUGUUCACAACCAUGCUGGUGUAAAAGGAAAAUUGCCAAAGGAUAUGGAAAAUAAUGCUGAAGCAGAUACUCUCGACGACGAGAAUAAGGACGAGGAUGACGAUGAUUCGCCGGAAAUUAUAAUGAAAUGGAAUUUGAUGGAGUGCCUGCCAAGAGAAGCUGCUUGCCAAUCAAGUUUUAGUGUUAUUAUAGCGGGCUACAUAAACGCAAUUUAUCAAUUUAUGGUUGAAAACGAACAAUUAAAUUGUAGCAUAAAACCUAGAAGAAGACCAACUAGUUUAAGUCAAAGUUUAUCAGCACAGUUAGGAUUAGGAGCACUCGAGAAUACUGCAGACUUUGCUAAGAAGCUUAUAUCAGGAGAUAUGUCUCAGAAACUUUUCCAAAUUGUACAAAAAAUAUACAAGAAGCUUCCAGAGAAAGAAUUAUCUAUUCAAGAAUAUCCAAACUUGGAUUUAGACGGCAAAGAGAGUAAAAAAAUAAAUCCAGCUUUAGAGUUAAUUAAAUCUAUUUGCAAGGUUUUAUCUUUGGACAAAGAAGUCGACACGGAAGUAUAUAAUUUACAAACUAAUAUGUUACGAUUGAUCAAAAUCGGCAGUUUCAGUGAUGCGGUUGAAUGGAAAGAUCCAUGUAUUUCGUUAAUUUUGCCGGAAAUCAUUUGUAAAGCAUGUAAUCAUACAAGGGACAUAGAUCUUUGCAAAGACAAUUAUUGCGUUAUGGAAAGCAACAGAUACCUGUGGAAAUGUCCACUCUGCAAAAUGAGCUAUGAUAACGAAGAAAUAGAGUUCCUUCUAAUAGAUGUAUUAAAUCGCAAAAGUAUGGGAUAUAUGUUGCAAGAUUUACAAUGUUGCAAGUGUAAAGAAAUUAAAAGAGAAAACAUGAACGACCUCUGUUCCUGUUCUGGGAAUUUUAAGACUCUGAUCUCUAGAAAUGAUGUAGUAAAAUUUGUGAAGAUAUGUAGAUCUGUUGCCAGAAAGUGCAACAUGGAAACAUUAAUGGAAAUCGUCGAAAACACAAAGCUUCUAACGGGUUCCAUAUAAUUUCAAGGUUUUAUAUUUUUGUAUUAUAAAUGAGUUGCUGUAAAUUAUGUUUAUUUAUUUUGUUUUUAAUUAUUUCUAACAUAAAUAUGUGCAUUCAGGGAAGAUGGUAUUUAAUUUACACCUGUAUAUACAAUUUCACAUGUAUAUUUUUACAAUUGAUUGCUUAAUAUUAUAUGUAACAAUUUCAAUACAUCUGUUCUAAUCAUGUGUA
Molecule: messenger RNA, 7272 nt
Organism: Megalopta genalis
Lineage: Eukaryota; Metazoa; Arthropoda; Insecta; Hymenoptera; Halictidae
Gene: DNApol-epsilon255
Product: DNA polymerase epsilon catalytic subunit 1
Biological process (GO): nucleotide-excision repair, DNA gap filling; leading strand elongation; base-excision repair, gap-filling
Cellular component (GO): epsilon DNA polymerase complex; nucleus
Molecular function (GO): single-stranded DNA 3'-5' DNA exonuclease activity; zinc ion binding; nucleotide binding
Source: RefSeq, a predicted model, not a curated record